This is a messenger RNA of Alternaria ethzedia, 747 nucleotides long. RefSeq lists its product as uncharacterized. The coding region runs from base 1 to 747 and encodes 248 amino acids. The record is from RefSeq and is a predicted model, not a curated record. The transcript has 2 exons. Gene Ontology annotation, molecular function: protein binding. NCBI's taxonomy places the organism in Eukaryota, Fungi, Ascomycota, Dothideomycetes, Pleosporales, Pleosporaceae.
AUGUCGCAGCUAUCUCUCGAAAACGACCUGUCGCACGCUAAACUGGAUGAGAUCUCAGCCUUUUGGUUUCGUCAUCUCCAAGACCACGACCACAUCAUCAGCCCUAGCAUCGAGGACUCGGCGCCAUGGUUCUCACAGAAUGAUGCUUACGACCAGGAAUGCAUGGAUAAAUUUGGCGCAUUGCUCGAACUCAUUCAGGUCGUAGAACCAAACGGAGCGGAAAUCAUAGCAGCAGCAAAGCCAUGCAAGCCUAUGCACUGGAUCAGUCUGAUCAUAUUGCUUGACCAACUCCCAAGAAACUGCUUCCGAGGUGCUCAAGCUCGUGUAGCCUUCACCGUUUUCGACAGUCUGGCUUUGGAAGUGGCUUCCAAAGCGAUUGACUCCGGUGCCCCCAUGGAUUCAGAAGUUCGCUUCCGACUGGCAUACAGAUUCUGGUUUUACAUGCCGAUGGAACAUUGCGAGAGCCUGGCAGUAGCAGAAUCGUUACACAAAGCACACUUUGACAUGUUCCGUGACUAUGAGAGGCUGCUAGAGAGGGAUGUCGAGGGAUGGGACGGUAAAUUCGCCCAGUACCGCGACGUGCUUCUCAAACGAAGGAGCGAUUUUGGGAAGCUGAAGGGUGUUAUUACUAGCAUCUGUGAAAGCAAGCUGGACGCACUUCGUCGGUUUGGGCGCUUCCCGCAGCGGAACGAGGUGUUGGGUCGCACUUCUACAGCCGAGGAGCUGCAGUUCUUGGACGGAAAGUGA